UACAUGUGACAGACUGAUAAUACGUUGUUUCUGAAUCUUCUGCUAAAUCCUUUCCUCAAUGGCAAGCUGCGAACAGAGUAUUUGCCAAGCCCGGGCUUCAGUUAUGGUUUAUGAUGAUACCAGUAAGAAAUGGGUGCCAAUAAAGCCUGGACAGCAAGGAUUCAGCAGAAUCAACAUAUACCACAACACUGCCAGUAACACCUUUAGAGUAGUUGGAGUUAAACUACAAGAUCAACAAGUAGUGAUUAAUUAUUCAAUUGUGAAAGGACUGAAGUACAAUCAAGCAACACCUACCUUUCAUCAGUGGCGCGAUGCACGGCAAGUCUACGGCUUGAACUUCGCAAGCAAGGAAGAGGCUACCACGUUCUCCAAUGCAAUGUUGUUUGCGCUGAAUAUCAUGAAUUCACAGGAUGGAGGUCCAACUAUCCAGCGCCAGGUUCAGAAUGGACCCUCUCCGGAUGAAAUGGAAGUGCAGAGAAGGCAAGUGAUGGAGCAGCAGCAACAGCGCCAGGAAUCUCUGGAAAGAAGAACCUCUACCACAGGUCCCAUCCUUCCACCUGGUCAUCCUUCCACUGCUGCCACAAUCCCUGCUUCGUCCAGUGGGCCCCCACCUCCGCCACCCCCGCCAGUACCUCCUCCGCCUACAGGAGCAGCGCCACCUCCCCCACCUCCACUGCCGGCAGGUGGAGGACACGGGGGUAGCAUUGACGAUGGGUCAAUGUCAGGACUAGCAGCAGCCCUGGCUGGUGCCAAACUCAGGAGAGUACAACGGCCAGAAGAUGGUUCAGGAGGCUCCAGCCCCAGUGGGGCCUCUAAGAGCGAUGCCAAUCGAACAAGUAGUGGAGGAGGAGGAGGAGGACUAAUGGAAGAAAUGAAUAAAUUACUGGCAAAAAGGAGGAAAGCAGCGUCACAGUCAGACAAGCCAGCUGACAAAAAGGAAGAGGAAAGCCAAAACGAAGAUGCUAGCACCUCGCCUUCACCAGUCACACGAGGCCCUAGCCAGCAGCAGAAUUCUUCAGACCCUGGGAAGAAGCCAUGGGAAAGAAGCAAUUCUGUUGAAAAGCCUGUAUCUUCAUUACUCUCUAGAAAUCCAUCAGUGAAGAGUCUUGAAGCUAAGAGCCCCACACAAUCCCAACUACCUUCUAGGAUGAAGCCCGUGAGCAGCAGCAAUGAUGUGGCUAUGGAUGCCUUAGAUUUUGAUCGAAUGAAACAAGAAAUAUUGGAGGAAGUUGUAAGAGAGUUACACAAAGUGAAAGAAGAGAUAAUUGAUGCCAUAAGGCAGGAGUUGAGUAGAAUCAGUACAACAUAAUGACUGCACAGCAUCUGCGAGGUACUAAGGAUGCUAGGAAGAUUGGAUCAUUUCUAAGUGUACCAAGGUCAUGCAAGAUGGUGAAAGAGGACACCUGCACUGUCUUUGUUCUUAAACCCUUUUUAUUAGCAGACUGAGCACACUUUGAAGCUUGCUGCUGCCUUGGAGUUGCUUCAUUUUAAAAGUCUUAAUCUAAAGAAAAUAUUAAAUUUUAAAUUUCUGGAUUUUUUAGAUUUCAUCUGACACAGCACAUCAGAUUUGUCAGCCUUUUUUGUAUUUUGUAUUUGCUUAUUUAAAUGUAUUAUGUUUCUUUUUAGUAGUAGGUAAGAAAACAUGUGAACCAUUUGCUUUUAAUAGAUGACUUCAAAGUAAUUUUACUGGUAGUCUGCAAUGUAAAUGAAGACCCUUUGCCAACAGAAAUGUAUUGUGG
Messenger RNA from Emys orbicularis (European pond turtle), 1739 nucleotides. It is a transcript of the gene EVL, whose product is annotated as Enah/Vasp-like. The coding region runs from base 59 to 1309 and encodes 416 amino acids. The transcript is spliced from 14 exons. Lineage: Eukaryota; Metazoa; Chordata; Testudines; Emydidae. Gene Ontology annotation, cellular component: cytoskeleton. The record is from RefSeq and is a predicted model, not a curated record. Gene Ontology annotation, biological process: protein homotetramerization; positive regulation of actin filament polymerization; actin polymerization or depolymerization. Gene Ontology annotation, molecular function: SH3 domain binding; profilin binding; actin binding.